Molecule: messenger RNA, 3453 nt
Organism: Orussus abietinus
Lineage: Eukaryota; Metazoa; Arthropoda; Insecta; Hymenoptera; Orussidae
Product: zinc finger protein ZIC 4
Exons: 3
Coding region: 230-1666 (478 amino acids)
Biological process (GO): regulation of transcription by RNA polymerase II; central nervous system development
Cellular component (GO): nucleus
Molecular function (GO): DNA-binding transcription factor activity, RNA polymerase II-specific; RNA polymerase II cis-regulatory region sequence-specific DNA binding
Source: RefSeq, a predicted model, not a curated record
GUCGCGCGGUCGCGCCGGCGGCGGCCCGCAGUCCCGCUGUGCACGCGGCGAGGAGCGCACCGCGGGCUACCGAGACGCGGCGCGUACUCGGCCAGGAGCGGAGAGCGACCGGGGGAAGCGGCUCGCGUCGCGUCGGGCCUCGCGAUGCGAGAGGGCGGUCGGCGGCGAGUCCACCGGAAGGACCUCUAGCCGGAGACGACAGGGAGCAGCCACUAGGACUAUCCGCAGGAUGAUGAACGCGUUCCUGGACACCGUUUCGCACCACCCGCACCACCUGGCGAACCUGGGGAUCAAGCUGUCGCCGGGCGGCGAGGGUGCGGCAGGGGGCGCGGGGGUGGCCGACGGCGGCGGCCCCGGGGUCCAGCCCGUGGCGGGCGAGGCGCCGCAGCAGCACCACUUCCACCCCCAGGGCUACCCACCGCCCCACCACCCCCACAUGGCGCCGCAGAUGGGCCACCACAUGGGACACCCCGGCUACGCGGCUCGCGACUUCCUUCUGAGGCGGGAGCACGAGUUCAACGCCGCCGCCAACCCCACCACCCCCGAGAGCGGCCUCGGACUCUUCACCCCGCUCCACCAUGACGGAACCGCCGCCGGCAUGCAGCAGUUCCCGCACCACCCUGGCCAGCACCCCCUCGCCGGGCACUACCCUGGUCCCCACUAUCCCCAGGACGGGAGGCUACCUCCGCCGCAUCAUCACCAGUACCUCGCCGCCGCUCCUCACCUACCUGCCUCGAUUCAUCAUCAGCAACACCCCGCGGUCUCGCACCCUGGACACCAUCCCCAUGGGGCGUUCCUUAGGUACAUGAGGAGCGGCGCCACCCCUGGCGCCGGGCCUGGCCAGCGCCAGGAGAUGUCCUGCAUGUGGGUCGACCAGGACGCUCCGGGACCUGGGUCUGGCCGGAAACUGUGUGGGAAAUUGUUUAACUCUCUUCACGAUAUCGUCACCCACCUGACCGUCGAACACGUGGGCGGCCCGGAGUGCACCACCCACGCGUGCUUCUGGCAAGGGUGCUCCAGGAAUGGACGCGCCUUCAAGGCCAAGUACAAACUCGUCAACCACAUCAGGGUGCACACCGGGGAGAAACCGUUCCCUUGCCCCUUCCCUGGGUGCGGCAAGGUCUUCGCCAGGUCGGAGAACCUCAAGAUCCACAAGAGGACCCAUACCGGCGAAAAGCCGUUCAAGUGCGAGUACUCCGGCUGCGAGAGGCGGUUCGCCAACAGCAGCGAUCGCAAAAAGCACAGCCACGUCCACACGUCCGACAAGCCUUACAAUUGCCGCGUCUCCGGAUGCGACAAGUCCUACACCCAUCCGAGCUCGCUGCGCAAACACAUGAAGGUGCACGGGAUGACGUUGGGCGAGGGUAAGCUGGGGGGCGGGUACGAGAGCGAGGGAGAGGAGAGCAGCAGCAGCGGGGGAAGUCUCUCGGUGACGGGACACAACGAGUCUCCCCAGCCGGCUUCGGCGGUUGUCUCUUCCAGCGGAGCCUCCACCAAUCAGGGGACGAGUCACCCUCCCAGCAGAGGGCCGGAGCUCACCGAGUGGUACGUGUGCCAACCCCCUGCCGUGGGGUCCCAGCACAGCCCGUUGCCUGGUCCACCACCACCCCAUCACCUGGGCCACCACUUCAACCCCCUCAUGCACCAUCAGGCUACGGCGUAUUAACCAUGGCUCGCGACUGAGAGGUGGCCGGAAGUGUUGGACUCGGUCCUGAGGAGCGACCACGAGUGAUCGGGACCAAGGGAUGGUCCUGGUAGGUGCACGGGGGUAGGUCGGAUGUUGCGCCGGGGGAGGGAAUGGCAGAAUCGAGGGAAUCAUCGGCAUCGACACCUGGAGAGGCAUCUUCAUCGGCAUUGCAUGGAACGAUGUGGGCACCAGAAGAAAGUCAUCAUCGGCGCUGGAAAGAAAUUCAUCAUCAGCAGGUUAUAGAAAGUUAUCAUCAGCGGUAUUAGGCAGUAGCAACCCUAGGUUGACGGUGAUGGUGACGGUGUUGCGGUGGGUCAGGAAUUUCAAGACCUGGACAGCAAGAAACGGGACACCCAGGAGUCCCAAAACUGGAGCCGAUGACCACACCAGUGUCCAGCGGGAUGUAAUGGUGCGAAGUCGAAUCACCUGGAACCCUUGCCAAUGAUCCCGUCGGGACGUCUCUCCCAGGACUUCUCCCUCCUCCUGGAUGCUAAUGACCACUCGGCCUCGACUAAUUAUCCCUGAGCUUGGAACACGGGAAUUAGAGUCGCUCCUGUAGGACAAAUAAUUAGAUGUCGGGGGACGUGAUCAGAUCUGGAGAUAAGCUCGUCGAUUCGUCCCGACCCGAUCGUUUAUCCGUGGGGCGAAGGAAUCCCGGCGAUGCGAGGCAUUCCAGGAAUUCCGGGGGACCUCGUCCUCGACCUUAUGGGGCCCCAAGGGGGACGAGAAAUCUGGAGGGUCGCAAUCCGAAAACCGAGCGCCGGACCACGAGGAGAACGACGGAUAGCAGGAACGGAUGUACAAGUUCAGCCACGUUUGUGCCUCAAAACGCCGAAGGGAGGUGACGUUCGAUAUUCCGCAACGCGGAAAUCUAUGCGUCCACUCGCGGAAUAUUGUUCCUCCGCGUUUCUUUGCGAGCGCGCGGUGCGUCGAGCUACUCGAUGCGUCCACCCGCGCCCGAUUCCUGGAAACGUCGUCGACGGGGGAAAACGCUCCUCGAAGACGUCCUCGUGGACGAGAGAUUCCUAACGACGUCUUCCAGGUGCGUCACGACCCCUCGAGGACAUCCUCGAAGAGAGUGCCAGGAUAACGUCCUGCGAGGAGUCCCCAUAAUUUCAGUUCUUUCUCCCAUCGGCUGGCGGCAAGAUUCCUGGAAUGAAAGACUUUCUUUCGUUUUUCUUUCUUCCGUAUGAAACUGACCCGAAUCGGAGGAUCAUUUCUCCAUGACUCUCGAGGACGUUCUCCCGGGAUCUUGACAGGAUGUGACGUCGCCAGAGGCGAGCGAAGCGUGAGACCAUAUUGGUCCGACUCGAGCCUUUCUGUCAGCCCGUUAUCGAGCGGAAAAGAAAUUCCGCAGGAUUUUCGCCGACCGCGGGACUGUAAAUAGGAGUCGCGGAUACGAUUAUCGCGACCCGGGGAAUGCAUGAGAAAUUCAUAUUUGCGCGGGAGAGAAAGCCUAAGAUAAGUGUUCAGUGUAAGAUAUGUACCGCGAUCUUAUUGUGUGAUAUCCUGUACAUAUGGAGAGUGAGCUAGGAGGUGAAAUAUCGUAACUGCGAGUGCAUGAGUGCGUGAUACCGAAUACAUGAGAGAAUGCGAGGGUGAGAAAGAGUCCUUGGUAUAAGUAACAUUAUUGUAUUAAUUAUUAUUUCUGUUGUGUACAUUGCUUAGGUCGCAGAGACGAAGGAACGAACGGAGGCCCUCCGCACGGUGUACCAUAUACUAUAACGAUUGUUUUUUUGCAGAGAUACGGAAAAAAUAUAUUGACG